CUUUGCCUCAACCUGCAGCUUGAACCGCAACCACCAACUCCUUACAUCUAACUGAACAAUGGCCGACCAAUUGUCUGAAGAGCAGAUUUCUGAGUUCAAGGAGGCGUUCUCCCUCUUCGACAAAGAUGGCGAUGGCACCAUCACCACCAAGGAACUCGGCACCGUCAUGCGCUCCCUCGGGCAGAACCCAACCGAGGCUGAGCUGCAGGACAUGAUCAACGAGGUCGACGCGGACGGCAACGGCACGAUCGACUUCCCGGAAUUCCUGACGAUGAUGGCGCGGAAGAUGCGCGACACCGACAGCGAGGAGGAGAUCAAGGAGGCCUUCAAGGUCUUCGAUAAGGAUGGAAAUGGUUACAUCUCAGCUGCUGAGCUGAGGCAUGUCAUGACGAACCUUGGGGAGAAGCUCUCCGACACGGAGGUCGAUGAGAUGAUCAGGGAAGCCGAUGUUGACGGCGAUGGUCAGAUCAACUACGAGGAGUUCGUCAAGAUGAUGCUCUCCAAGUAAUCGUCCUUCUUGCUUCGUUAUACGUAUGGAAAGAGAGAACAGCGCUGUGUAAAUCAUACCGUAGUAUAUUAUUACCCGAAUUCCGGUA
Molecule: messenger RNA, 596 nt
Organism: Schizophyllum commune H4-8
Lineage: Eukaryota; Fungi; Basidiomycota; Agaricomycetes; Agaricales; Schizophyllaceae
Product: calmodulin
Exons: 7
Coding region: 59-508 (149 amino acids)
Molecular function (GO): calcium ion binding; enzyme regulator activity
Source: RefSeq, a predicted model, not a curated record